Paramecium pentaurelia is the source of this 697-nucleotide messenger RNA. Lineage: Eukaryota; Ciliophora; Oligohymenophorea; Peniculida; Parameciidae. The record is from the annotation of a GenBank genome assembly.
AAUGUAAAGUACAAAUAAUUCCUAACGAUCAAAUUACUUAUAAAAUUCAAGUUCAUCAGUAAGAAGAGCUAGAAUAUUUGAUACAUCUCAAAGUUCUGAGCGAAGAAAUACUCCAAGCAUAAUCCCAAUUUCAAAUAGUUAAGUAAACAGAUCUCCACAAAUUCAAACAGAAGAAUUUAAUGUUCAAGGAUUGUAAUAAAGUUAGGUUAGUGAAGUGUAGAUAAAUGACUUAAAUAAAGUUAAUCAAUUUUAAAAAUUGCCAGAUUUGAGUCGAUGCAAAGUUAAAUUUAUUAAAAGAGAAAAUCAAUAUACAUAAACUGAAGCAGAUGAUAAAGAUCUUAUAAUCAGAUAAUAAGAAGAAUUGAUAAAACAAUUACAACGCUAAAUUUAAUAAUAAAGCAACACAAAUAUGGAAUUUUCAUUUCAUAAAGAGAACAUGGAUUAAUAAUUGCAUUCACCUAAAUACAACUGUGUUACCAAUAAUUAAGUAAAUUAAAGUAUAGGAAAUAAUACAUUAAUGACAAAUUCUCCUUAUAAGAAAUAAUAAAGACAGCAAUAAAAUCAAUUUUAUUUUACUGCAAUUCCAUAGUCUAAUAAUAAAUCAUAUAUUUUAAAGCCUCAUAACACUGAUAAAUAAGUAUUAGAAUAUACUAAAUAAAAGUCAAAUAAAGAUUAUUUCUUUUCUUAGAUGGAUUGA